Molecule: messenger RNA, 2870 nt
Organism: Thermothelomyces thermophilus ATCC 42464
Lineage: Eukaryota; Fungi; Ascomycota; Sordariomycetes; Sordariales; Chaetomiaceae
Exons: 2
Coding region: 294-2555 (753 amino acids)
Biological process (GO): biosynthetic process
Cellular component (GO): eukaryotic translation initiation factor 2B complex
Molecular function (GO): translation initiation factor binding; translation initiation factor activity; guanyl-nucleotide exchange factor activity
Source: RefSeq, a predicted model, not a curated record
CAAUGUACAUACAUACAUACGAGAAUACGUAUGUUACGGGUUCAAGUUUGCCCUCUGCACCUCGUUCUUACAGCCUUGCAGCAGCCACAACCAUGAAGACCCCGCACCCCACUUCAACUUUUGAGGAAUGCAGGUAGUCAAGAACCUUUGACUCAUAGUGCGACUUGCCGGUUUGGUUGUUAUGAUUGACCAUUCUCACCCCUCGGCAAGCUGACACCCUGCAACUGUCUCGAACCAGACGCCAAUCCGCAAUUAACGCCUUGUAGCCGUAAAUCGGCCCCAAGAAGCAUUCAAUGUCGAAACAACAAGGCGGCAAAGGUGGGGCAGGUACGGGCAAGGCGAAGAAGCCUGCCAAGGCUGGCGCCGACGAGAAGAGGGAAGAUGUGCUCCAGGCUGUCAUCCUGGCCGACUCAUUUCAGGAUAGGUUCAAGCCAUUCACACUGGAAACUCCGAGGUGCCUCCUUCCCCUGGUUAACGUUCCGGUGAUUGAGUACACCCUCGAAUUCCUCGCCUCCAAUGGCGUCCAAGAAGUAUUCAUUUACUGUGGCGCCCAUUCUCAAGACAUUGAGCGCUACAUUCAAGACUCCCGGCGCUGGACUCCCGGCAGCACCACGUCCCCCUUUUCUUCCCUCGAGUUCAUCCGCGUGUCGGAUGCGAAUUCGAUCGGCGACUUCCUCCGCGACUUGGACAAGCGGGGCAUAAUCGGCGGCGAUUUUAUCCUCGUCCAUGGCGACGUCGUGUCGAACAUUCAGCUGGAUACUGCCCUGGCAAAGCACCGGGCGAGGAGGGAGGCAAACCGCGACGCCUGCAUGACCGUUGUUUUGCGGUCUGUCGGGGAGCAGCCUCACCGUGCGGCGAGGGCGAGAGGAAUCACGCCCGUCUUCGUUGUUGACUCGACAACAGGACGAUGCCUGCAGUACGAGGAAACACAUCCGCUCCAGAGCGAGCAUUACGUCAAUCUGGACCCUUCAGUGUUCUCCUACGGCGAAUUCGAGAUCCGGACCGAUCUUGUUGAUUGUGGCAUCGAUAUUUGCACCCCAGACGUACUGGCGCUUUGGUCAGAGAGCUUCGACUACGAACUGCCGAGGAAAAACUUCUUGCAUGGCGUGCUGAAGGACUGGGAACUUAACGGAAAGAUGUUGUACGCCGAGAUUCUUGAGAACGGAUACGCGGCACGGGCGACCAACCUCCAGAUGUACGACUGCAUCAGCCAGGACAUUCUCGAGAGGUGGACGCUCCCCUUCGUGCCUGACAGCAAUCUUCUCCACGGCCAAACUUACAAAAGAGUAAAAGGCGGUAGCUACGUCGAGGAUAACGUUGUGGCUGAGAGGGGAGCCAAAGUAAUUCAGUCCGCCGUUGGGCGGGGAACAGCUAUUGGAGCUGGUACCGUCAUCCGCGGGAGCGUCAUCGGGAGAAGGGCCAAGAUCGGUAGGAACGUGAGGAUCGAGAAUAGCUAUAUCUGGGACGAUGCCGUAAUAGGCGACGGGGCCUCUGUGGUCCACUCAGUGCUAGCAGGCUCAGUCGUUAUUGGAGCGGACUGCCACAUCCCCGAAGGCUCACUCGUCUCCUACAACGUACACGUCGACAACGGCGUUCAGCUACCCUCGGAUCCACCAGCACGAAUCUCUGUGUUAACAGCCGAUGGAGAGCGCGCCGAGACCGAUGUUUCUCUAGUCGGCAAGGGUGGGAAGGGAGCUCUAUACCAAGUUGUCGCUGACGAAGAGGACUCGGACGACGAGGACGACAAGAACCGCGACCCGGCGAUUCUCCAGAGCUCGCUCAUCUACUCCCUCCGAGGCCUCAACAUCUCCACCUCCUCUAUAUCCACGCUGGUCUCGGAAGACGAACAUGCCUCAGACGAUGACGCGUCACUCGCCGAGUCACUCCAAGGAGGUGAUUCCGAGCGCGCAAGAGACCGGCUGUCGUCCUUCGCCUCCGACGACGCCGCCAAGCCAGACGGUGGUUUCCACAACGACGCAGUCAAUGGCCUCGUCGACGCUCUCCGCGCCGAGGACAACGACGAUUUCGACAGCGCCAAGCUCGAGUUCAUGGGCCUGCGCCUUGCCAACAACGCCUCCGACAGCGCCAUGCGCCGCGCCAUCGCGGUGGCGUUUGUUCGCCGCGUCGCCGAGCUGCUCACCCCCGAACACGGCGGCCUCGAGCCCGCCAAGGCUGCGGGCAAGGCCCUCACCGCCAAGAAGGGCGCCGUCAAGUUUGUGCGGGAGGUCGGCGUUGGCGGGGAAGGGGUCGCGCAGCAGGCCGAGUUUGCGCUCGCGCUUCAGAAGGCAUUGGUUGGGGCCAAGGAAGUGGAGGCUGGCCGAGCGGGUGCGCUACUGGCUGCGUUAUUGCAGCAGCUUUACAGCCUGGAUGUACUGGAGGAAGAUGGCAUCUUGGCAUGGUGGGCGGACAAGAGAGCCAGUGAGGGCGAGGGCAUGGGCGCACUGCGGGACAAGUGCCGGGUAUUGGUGGAGUGGUUGGAGAAUGCCGAUGAGGAGGAGAGCAGUGAGGAAGAGGAUGAGGAGGAUGAGGAUGAGGAUGAGGAGGACGACGACUGAGAGCGACUGAUGUGAUUGAUUCGGUGUCACGAUGGAGCAAAGUGGUUGCCAUUGGUGACGCGCCCAGUUGUAAACUGUUGGGCUUGUUAUAUCAAGGGUCUCUCACAGCCUGUAGGCGUGCCACUUGUUUAUCGACGUCGAAUGGCACGAGUGAUGAGCUAACACCAACGAGAAAAAAAAAAAAAAAAAGACAAAGGUCACUGGGUAUUAUACAAGGUAGAUGGUACCCUAAAAACAGAUAUCGUUGGCUUUGCCAAGCUUCACAGGACAGCUUCCGGUGUCUGCGGUACAAGACAGACAAGGACUUCGGCAUAG